Molecule: messenger RNA, 1032 nt
Organism: Rhinocladiella mackenziei CBS 650.93
Lineage: Eukaryota; Fungi; Ascomycota; Eurotiomycetes; Chaetothyriales; Herpotrichiellaceae
Exons: 1
Coding region: 1-1032 (343 amino acids)
Molecular function (GO): oxidoreductase activity, acting on NAD(P)H
Source: RefSeq, a predicted model, not a curated record
AUGUCUUCCACAACCCACCAAGCUGCCAUGCUUCUCUCCAAAGGAGGUCGUCUUACAGUCCAGCCUGUCACAACCCCGACUCCAGGUCCAGAGGAACUCCUCAUCUCCGUCCACGCUAUCGCUCUGAACCCGGUCGACGCGUACAUGCGCGAUAUGGGUGCGCUUAUUGCCUCGUACCCAGCAAUCCUCGGUUUAGAUAUUGCCGGGACCGUCGUCGCCACGGGCUCCUCGAUCUCAUCUUCUAGCCCAUUUCAACUAGGCACGCGCGUGCUGGCCGCCGCUCCCGCCUUCUAUAUGCAGGGCAAAGUCGCGUACGGCGGCUUUCAAGAGCGCGUGGUAGUCCCGUUCCAGUACGCCGCCGUGAUCCCCGACAAUAUCAGCUUCACGGAUGCAGCGACGUUGCCCAUGGGCGUGAUGGUCGCGUGGAGUGGUUGGUAUCGCGUCGGACUCCCAUAUAACACGCACUUCACCCCUUCUGAUAACAAAGGCCUCCUGGUCUGGGGCGCCGCCAGCAGCAUGGGUAUGUGCGCCGUGCAAACGGCCAAAGCAAUGGGCUUCACCGUCUACGCCACCGCAAGCCCCAAGCACGGGGACCUCAUUAAGGCCCUGGGCGCAAAGGAGGUCUUUGACUACAAAGACAGCGACGUGGUCCCGAAAAUCGUCGCUGCAGCAAAAGCCCGCGGCGACGCUAUAAACACCGCAUUCCACGCCAUAGGCGACUUGAAAUCCUGCCUCGAUGUGCUUGUUUCCUUUGGUGGCGGGAGUGUUGCCCAUGCUCCGCCUUUGCUUCCCACUGCACCAAGCGCAGAGGGCGUGGACGUGAAAUUUAUCACCGCCCCCGACGGCACGGAGGCGCGGAAUACGCAUAUGUCUUUCUCGUUCCAGGAGUGGCUUGCACCGCGGCUGGCGAGCGGCGAGUUCGUCCCGGCGCCAAAAGCGCGGGUUAUCCCUGGAGGAUUGGAAGGAUUGAAUGUCGGUAUGGAUGAGUUGAAGGGCGGCGUUAGUGGGGAGAAACUUGUCGUUGAACUUUGA